GCGCUCAUACCAAACGUAUCUCCGCCGUCCAACAAGAACUCGCAAUAUCGCAAUCUCACUCAGUCCGUCUCCCAUAUUAUCCCUGUCCAGAAAUUUCAUCCUUUUUCGAGAACUCAGCGGAUCGAACGAUCAAUGGCGGCGAUUUUCUGAACCGAAGAAAAGGGGGGGAAAUGACAACGAUUGAGAAGCUGUUCGUGCAAAUCUUCGAGAGGAAGAAGAGGAUAAUCGAGCAAGUCAAGCAACAGAUCUAUCUAUUCGACCAACACCUAGCCCCUAAAUGUAUCCUCGACGGAGUUGCUCCUCCUUCCUGGCUCUGGUCCCCUUCUUUCCCUUCCCUUUCCUCAGAUCCAAAAGAGUUGAAGAAAGAGGAGCUUAUACCAGGACUCUUACUUCCACGUCCUCAACCUGCAAACCCGUACUUCAGUACUUGCGACUCUUUAUACCAGAAGCCCAUUGUUGCUGCUGGUAACAAAGGGCUACCAAAUGCUUCAUGCACUGGAGUUCGUGCUUCGAACCAUGGCACUAAUGCAGGUGAUGGGAUGACUGUUUUGCCUCCAUUUCCUACUGGUGAUACUCAAUGUAACUUCACUGGUGUUCCUGAGCCAGAUUCUAGUGUUACAUCUCCACAAGAUUGUGUAGAUGCAAGAAUAUCAGACAAUUGCCCUGAUCACACUCAAUCAUUAGUGAAGAUUCAAAGAUCAAAGUCCAGGCAAAGGGCUCUAGAGCUUCGCAACAGCGCCAAAGUAACUAAAUCACAUUCAUGUGAUAAUGCUAUUGUUUUUACUAGUCAAGGUAUUGGGUCUGGGAUUAAUUCCCUACAGUUUGAUCAUGUUGUUGAAUUAGAGUUGGUUAAACCUGUUGAUACAAGUACUGAAGGCUGUGAAGAAGAAGAAGCAGAAAUAGGUGAAUGUGGGGCAAGGAUAGUGGUAUAGGUAUUAGAUUUCAAAGUUCUAGACCAAAAAUCACCUCUGUGAAUGAGCCUGUGAAUGAUGGCAACUCUUCUCAUUUUGCCAAGGAUGAUGGCCUCAAAAAUUCUAUGAAAUAAUUAACACAAAAACCUAACCAUGUCAAUGCAUUAUCAGAAUUGGUCAAUCCUUCUAUUCCUGCUAAGGCAAAUUGUAUGGCGGAAGAAGCAAAUGAGGUUGAUUGCAGGGGUAACGAUAUGAAUAAUGCAGUUUUCUUUGAUAGAAUUACAGGAUCUAGGAGUUCUAUCUCCCAAGCCAGUUCCUCAAAGCAGCCAUUAGAAGUAGAUAUCUCAUUUUGUGUUGCUGAGGAAGAUGGUGGACAUAUGGAGUCUGUUGACAAAUCAGCAAAGCAGCCUAAUUCUGUUGGUGAGUUGUUGAAAUUGGUCAAGCCUUCAUAUGGAAUCUCUAAUGAAAGUUAUGGAUCAAGGAAAGCAAAAUCAAGGGAUAGGUUGAUCAAGAAAACUGAAAGUAACAUUUUUGUGGGGAGAAUAACAAGAUCUAGAAGUUCCAGCCAACAACCUAAUUGUGUGAAUGAAUGCUUGGAGAUGGAUAACUCUUGUGGUAAUGGCAAGGAAGCUAGUGUUAGCGAAACAAAGCAGCUAUUCAGCCGUGAUGAUGCCUCGAGGGAUUUGGUCAAGCCUUUAGGUAUCACUUACGAAAGUCCUAGGUUGAAAGCAAAAGUGCUGAACUUCCAGAAUGUUGAUGCAUCAAAUGAUGCUUAUUGCUUUAGAUUAACAAGCUCUUCUUCUACUGAGAAACCAUAUAAUAUUACUAAGCUCCCUAAAGUGGAUCUUUCUUCUGAUGUUAUAAAAGAUGGUGAUAGUAGACUUGCACAAUCUUUUGGCAAAUCUUCAAGGCUACCUCAACAAUCAAGCUUUGUUGAAGGAGAAGGAGUUAAUCUUCAGGUUCUGUCCGGUUCCCAACCAAAUGUCCUGUCUUGUAUUAAAAGAAUUCUAGCUGAAACUGAUAUAGAUUAUGAUGGGCUAGUAGUGGCUUGUUCUUUUUCUCCUGAAUCUAACGCAGAUGGCCAUAGAUGUGGAGUUGAAGAUUUAGAAUUGAGGCCACCUAGUGAAUGUGAUAUGCCUAUCAAGCCCAAGCCACUUAAUUUUGAUGAUGUGGAAGAGAGCAAUUUCCUUGAAACUUUUGAUUGUGCAUUAGAGAAUAAACAAGAAGGUACACCAGAGAAACAUCUUUCUACCAUGCUACAUUCUGUGGAUCUAUUGGAUAAAGUAACAUCUACUAGCUGCCAAGACAAGCCUAACCCAUCUAUUGAGAUGCCAUUGUUGGAAGGGCAGGAAUUUUCUAGCAAAGAAAAACCUUGGAAAGUUUCAUUUGAAGCUCAUAAGGAGGAGAGUGCUGUUUUGGCAGAUGAAAGUACUGUUAACCUUAUGCAGCAGAAGACAGACCCAUUCUUUUUCCAAAAUCAAAAUGCAGAUUCCCACUUCAUGGGUUCGUGGCCUUAGCAUAAACGAAUAAACAUAGAGGGUCAACUUAAUAAUGCCCUUUCUGCUUCUCCAAGCUUGAAGAUAGGAGAUGUAGUGCAAUCAGAUGUUGGAAAGGGUCCACUUAAUGACAUGCAUCGGAAUGCGGAACACCAAAAGAUAGAGGAAUAUGAAGUGUCUUCAUCAAAGCUACAAGCAGAAGAGGUAUAUCUUUUCCAAGUGUAGAUUCUGAAACUUGUUAGUUUGAUUUGCAUCAGUUCAGCAAUUAUGUAAAAGAUAUGCUGUAUACUUUCUAUUGUUUUGUUGGUUAAAUUUUAAAGUAGAUUACAAGGUAGAUCACUUUGUAUCCAUUUAAGAAAGAUGCUGUAGAUUGUGAUA
Molecule: messenger RNA, 2785 nt
Organism: Hevea brasiliensis (rubber tree)
Lineage: Eukaryota; Viridiplantae; Streptophyta; Magnoliopsida; Malpighiales; Euphorbiaceae
Exons: 3
Coding region: 1121-2428 (435 amino acids)
Source: RefSeq, a predicted model, not a curated record